Messenger RNA from Protopolystoma xenopodis, 411 nucleotides. The record is from the annotation of a GenBank genome assembly. NCBI's taxonomy places the organism in Eukaryota, Metazoa, Platyhelminthes, Monogenea, Polystomatidea, Polystomatidae.
AUGUUCGAAUCGGCCGUGAAGAGUCUCGCCCAGAUGAUACGCAUGGACUUAGACUCUGGCUUAGUAGGAACCGACUUUCUUGGCACGAGGGCGUCUGCUGACGCGCGUGGGGUUACACGGCCCGUUUACGGCUGCCCUUUGUGCUCACUCGUCUACAGAAGUUACCACCACCAUCACCGUACCGACGCCGUGUACCACUGUUUACACAGUUCUACUUGUACACUCCAGCCGCUCCACUACAUUCGUCCAUUUUAUAGUCCACUCUGGCGUUCCCUCAAUAUGCCUCAGCUCAGGCCUAUCCUCUGCCAAGAAGGACGGGGGCCUGACCUCGAGCGCCUGACAAAAAGGCGUCCUACGAACACGGGCUCCUGCACAAGCAACCACAGGCAAAAGCUGACCGAGGCCCAGUAG